AAAACCAAAAGAAAACAGCAUGUACUCAAACUACAAAACAUUGCUUUGCAUAGCAUAGAUACAGGUCUGGCUAGGUACAGCAGGCUGUAUAUCCCAGGAUAUGAAUCAUGAAAGAGUUUCAUUGUGUACAAAGGAUGAUAUAUCGGCAAGUAAAGGUGACGGAUGUACAGAACGAGUGAGAGAGACACAGAGAGAACUUCAAAUCGAACAGAGGACAGAUGAUUGAAUGAAGCCUCCACCACUAACCAUGCAGUGGAGUCUAUCUCUCUGCUCUUUAAUGGGAGUUGCGUUAUUAGCCCAGAUGAGCAGCACCUCAACAGUAAACCUUGCUUUACAAGGAGUGGCCACUCAGUCAUCACAGUACUCUGCUGUUAAUACUAAUGUUAAUCAUGUGAAAGCUUCUAAUGCCAUUGACGGGAACAAAGACCCAAACGCCGACAAUGGAUCCUGCACCCACACAAUGGAGGAGACCAACCCCUGGUGGAGAGUGAACCUGCGGGAUGUGUACAAAGUGACUCGUGUUGUAAUCACCAACAGAAACAGCAAUCCUGAGAGGCUCAAUGGUUCAGAGAUUCAUAUUGGUAAUUCACUGGAGAACAACGGCAACAACAACCCCAGAUGUGCAUUCAUCUCCAGCAUCUCAGCAGGACAGAACCAGACCUUCCAGUGUAAAGAGAUGGAGGGACACUAUGUCAAUGUGAUCAUCCGUGGCAAUAAAAAAUUUCUCACUCUGUGUGAGGUGGAGGUAUAUGGCAGUCUAGCGGGACACUGUUCAUCUGAAACAUGCCUCUCUCAUGACGAGUAUCAGUUUGUGAACCAAAAUAAGACCUGGACUGAAGCACAGAGUUACUGCAGAAAGCAGUACACGGACCUGGCCACCAUAGACAACGUGGAGGACUUGGACAGACAGAUGAAAGCUGUACACAGUGAUUAUACUGAAGCAGCCUGGAUAGGGUUAAAGAAGGGAGACUGGAAGGGAGAGUGGCAGUGGUCAGACAAUGAUUGCAGUGAGGGAUAUUUCAACUGGAGCCGAGACGAACCAAAUAACAGGGAAGGGAACGAGGACUGUGUGAUGAUGAGCAACGGUGGCCAAUGGAAUACAUCUGAUUGCAACAAUUCACAUGCAUUUAUCUGCUAUGACAGACUGAACAGUUCUGGUACGAAAUUCCAUUUUAUUAAUAAUACUCAGAUGACUUGGAGAGAUGCUCAGAUGUACUGUAGGGAGAAUCACACAGACCUGGCCAGUGUGAGGAACCAGACUGAGAACGAGGAGAUAAUUAGACUGGCUAGUGGUGAUAGUGUGUGGAUUGGCCUGUUCAGAGGCUUCUGGAAGUGGUCGGACCAGAGUAACUGCUCAUUCAGAAACUGGCAUGAGAGACAACACGAUAACACCGGAGGGAAUCAGACCUGUGCUGUGACAUUUAUGAACUAUUCCGGGCGUUGGGGUUUUCAGAAGUGUGAUGAAAAACAACCUUUCUUCUGCUACUACAAUAAGGUGAUCUUGAUUCAUCAGAAUAAGACGUGGAAAGACGCCCUGGCCUACUGCAGAGAGCACCACAACGGCCUGGUCUCUGUCUCCUUUAACGAGGUCCAGAGAUGGGUGGAGGCCCAGGCCAAGAGAGCCUCCACUCCUCAUGUGUGGCUGGGCUUGCGCUUCACCUGCACUUUGAACCUCUGGUUCUGGGUCAGUGGAGAGUCCACCUGCUACAACAACUGGGCUUCGGGAAACGGGACCGUCAUGGAGGACUGUGGGAGAACCGGAGUGAGGAGUACCGGGGCGGUAGAGAAAGAUGGAGGACACCAGUGGGUCAGUCUGCCUGACACAGAAGAGCUCAACUUCAUCUGCAGCACAGAAUCUGGACCACGGUAGUAGAAUCUGGACCAAAGUAGUAUAAUCUGGACCAAGGUAGUAGAAUCUGGACCAAGGUAGUAGAAUCUGGACCAAGGUAGUAGAAUCUGGACCAAGGUAGUAGAAUCUGGACCAAAGUAGUAGAAUCUGGACCAAGGUAGUAGAAUCUGGACCAAGGUAGUAGAAUCUGGACCAAGGUAGUAGAAUCUGAACCAAAGUAGUAGAAUCUGGACCACGGUAGUAGAAUCUGGACCAAGGUAGUAGAAUCUGGACCAAGGUAGUAGAAUCUGGACCAAAGUAGUAGAAUCUGGACCAAGGUAGUAGAAUCUGGACCAAAGUAGUAGAAUCUGGACCAAGGUAGUAGAAUCUGGACCAAGGUAGUAGAAUCUGGACCAAAGUAGUAGAAUCUGGACCAAGGUAGUAGAAUCUGGACCAAGGUAGUAGAAUCUGGACCAAGGUAGUAGAAUCUGGACCAAGGUAGUAGAAUCUGGACCCAGCUCUAGCAGGGUACCAUUCCCAGACAUGGGUUUGGCCUAGUCCUGGACUAAAAAAAGCAGAGAAGAAUCUCCAUUUAGAAUUAUUUUUAGUCCAUGUCUAGGCUUAAUCUGUGUCUGGGGAAACCGGCCCUCAGUCUUCAGAUCUAUAUAUUUUAAUUCAUAGAACUUUCUGGAAGCAUGUUGCUGUCGUAGCUUUUGAAAAAGAAAAGCAUCACACUCUAGGAGCUCAGAUGUAAUAAUUUAAUAACCAACGUUUGGACAGACAAGCUGUCUUCAUCAGGGUAUAAUGACAAACACUGCGUGUCACUAGUUGUCUCUGUAAUCAUGGCUGGGUGUGGCUUGAUAUCAUUGGUCGAUUUACAGAUAUAAAUAGAACAUAUAAAAAAAUGGAUAUACGAUCAUAGAUACAAUUCAGCUACAUCAGCCAACAAACAUUUACAAUGAACAGAAAAGUCACAAUAAUCACAAGAAUGGCUUCAGAUUAAAAGUCUAUGUUGAGACCGAAGGGAGUGAGGGUCUUUAAUGUUCCGGGAGGCCUCUUGUUUUAACAAUACAUUUUCACGAUUGUAACUUUACAACUUUUUUUGUUUGACAUUAUAUUGUAUUGUGUGUGUGACUUAAUAAAUUAUUAGAUUUGUAUAGAUUAUGUUUAAGGUAAAAAAAAUAUAUAAUAAUCGUGUUAUACUGUUUUAUCUUUUGAGGUGGUUUAUUCACAUCCUUUUCACAUAUUUGUCGAAACAUUUUAUUAGUCUUUCAAUCACAUAUAGACCUGGAUGAUCAUUGUUGAUGUUCAAUUUGACUGUCCUUUUAGUGUCAAUAGUAUUGGUGUGUGUGAGAAUAUGUGACGUUUGGUGAUUGUUUCAAUGUCAUAUUUUGAUGCUGUUUUGAACUCUUUAUUUUUGGUUUAAGUGAUUGUUUUACUAUUUUGUUGAUUAUUGAUCCACUGCCAAUGUGGCAAAAAAUAUAUUAAUAUAUAUAUCUGUCAAGUUGCUGUGUAAUAGAAAAAAAUGUAAUGUCAAAAAAAUGGCAUGUUUUAUAUUAAAUUGGAUGAUAUUUGAAGGAAGCCAGAUCAAAGUAUGAAAAAUGACUGUUGCUUCUACAUUGAUAAAGUCACUCAAAACUCCAA
Oncorhynchus keta (chum salmon) is the source of this 3472-nucleotide messenger RNA. RefSeq names its product macrophage mannose receptor 1-like. The record is from RefSeq and is a predicted model, not a curated record. Bases 227 to 1870 code for a protein of 547 amino acids. The transcript has 2 exons. Lineage: Eukaryota; Metazoa; Chordata; Actinopteri; Salmoniformes; Salmonidae.